UGAACCCUGCCCUACGCCGGAGAAAUUCGCUGGCUGCCUUGAUGAACAAUUGUUCGUCUCCAGCCGGGAGUGGGAGCCGUAUAUUGUCUUUGUGGGAGGAUGGCACGGUUGAACCCUGCCCUACGCCGGAGAAAUUCGCUGGCUGCCUUGAUGAACAAUUGUUCGUCUCCAGCCGGGAGUGGGAAGUUGUCACUCUCCUUUUGUAAAUCAAUAAGGCAUUUUGGUUUUACUCACUUCAUUAUAGGUCUAAAUUUAACUACGGCAAAGCCAAUGCUUUUGAUACCAACAGUUUUCGAUGGAUUGACGAUUCUCCUCUCUCUCUCUCUCUCUCUCUC
Messenger RNA from Gilbertella persicaria, 335 nucleotides. RefSeq lists its product as uncharacterized. The transcript has a single exon. NCBI's taxonomy places the organism in Eukaryota, Fungi, Mucoromycota, Mucoromycetes, Mucorales, Choanephoraceae. Bases 42 to 206 code for a protein of 54 amino acids. The record is from RefSeq and is a predicted model, not a curated record.